AUGGAAAUAAGGUGCAGUAUUAUCCAUGGGCGACUCUCUUCUGCAACACCGCAAAGGGCUUUCACUAUCCUUGAUCAUAUUGAUCCCUCAAUCCCGAAGCCUAUCAAUGUUUCUGAUGAAUUGUGGGAUCGACUCGAUGUUAUUAUUCUUCAGUGGGUGUAUAGAACCAUAUCCACUAAUCUCUUGUAUAAGAUUCUUGUUGACAAAGCCACUGCUAUGGGAACUUGGUUAGCUGCCAUGGAUCAUCCAAUUUCAGAGGAGUGCCUUGUUCUUCAAUUAACAAGAAAGCUUACCCUUGAGUACAAUAUGGUUGCCACUCUAAUUCAGCAAUCGGUCCCGUUGCCUAGCUUUGACAAAGCAUGCUCAAUGCUCGAGCUAGACCGAACAUCACGAGAGAAGAAUCAGGAUACUCAGGACUCUUAUGCCACUGUUCUACUCUCUACUUCAGUGAACUCUUCUUCCAAUUCGUCGCAGCAGCAGCAACACUCACAAAACCCUGCUGGCCAUGGGGGUAGCAGUGCUAAUCGUGGAAAUAAUAAGAAAAAUAAUACUAAGGGUGUUAGUCGUGGUGCUGGAGGUGCUGGCCGUGGUAACUCCAAUAAGCAACAACAACAAUUCCAAUAG
Molecule: messenger RNA, 624 nt
Organism: Chenopodium quinoa (quinoa)
Lineage: Eukaryota; Viridiplantae; Streptophyta; Magnoliopsida; Caryophyllales; Amaranthaceae
Exons: 2
Coding region: 1-624 (207 amino acids)
Source: RefSeq, a predicted model, not a curated record